AUGCCUGCCUCAUUCUUCACUCCACCUCUUCGCAAUUCCCUCGCUCCAUCUCCUCCCUCCGCACAACCAUCGUCUCCUCGUCCCUACCUCACCGCAGUCGUCUUCUCCACUUCACCAUCGCCUCUCCUCGCCUCGCCGCACAGCGCGUCUCUCACACGCCUUGGCCUGCCAGGUGAUCAGGGCAGCCCGAUGAGCAGCGACGAGCAGCCAGUCAGCCACGUGGAUCGCGCCCACUUCAACCGCCAGGCGCGUCACCUCGCUGCUUUCAGCAUCCAGCUGCACCUCCUGCAAGGCCCGCCAAUCACACGCCGCCAGCUGGACGCUGCGUCUCGGCUGCUGACGCGCAGGGAGCUGUGUGACGUCAUGAACGAGCGCGCUGCCGCAGGCUUUCGCAGAGGCAGAGGCGGCGAGGGAAGGUCGGAUGGGGGGGAGGUGGAGGCUGCUGCUGUGCUGACAGCGCGGCUGCAAUCCGCUGCUGCCCGCCUGUGGACUGCAGGCAUGGCAGGGGCGAGUAGUGCGGGAGGAAAGGGAGGAGGAGGAGGAGGAGGAAGGACAACGAAGGCUAACGGAUUCCUGGGUUUGGUGCUCAUGGGUGGGGCUGGGGGAGAGGAGGGUGUGGCGGGGAUGGCGGGUACGGUGGCGGGUGAAGAUGAAGAGGAGUGGCAGAGAGGGAAGGCACCGGGGAUCAGGGAAAUGCGGAGCAACACGGAGGGUCGUAGAGGGCUGUGGACCGCAAGCAUGCCUGCUGCUGCGCCUCUUGAGGGCACCCUACCUGCACGUGCGUGCAACCACUCCAGCAAACCCCAGUCAUGGGAGGUACUUGGUGCGAGUGAAUCCAUCCCGGCCUGCAGUGGGGCAGCAGGAGUGUCUCAGGGCGGCGCUGAAGCACACAGCAGCGGCAACGGUGGCGCUCACUCCACGAGCGAUGAGGCUUGCAGCGCGCGCAGCUGUGGCUCGAGGCGAGGGGCGCGGGCGGGCAGUAGCAGCAGUGACGACCAUGACACCAGGCGCACGAAGGCUCCCAGUGGACUGCGGCCGACCGCGCGUAACUGUGGCUCGGAUUGCGGGACGGGAGGAGAGGGUAGCAGCAUUUGCGGUGGCCGUGGGAGUCAGAGUACGAGUAUUGAGUCACUCAGCGCCACAGGACUGUGGUCCCACGGCCACCGCACACGUGGCUUGCAGCAAGGACUGGGGGAGGGCAGCAGGGACGCGAGCAGGCGCAGCGGCGGCGUGAGUGCUGCUUUUUGGGAGGCUCUGCUGUGGGAGAGGAGGGGCGAGCCAAGUGACGCGGGAAGCAGGUGUGCUUGCGGUGAUGGAGAUGAUCCGCCUCGUUGCUCUGCAGCCGUUGGGGAGGCCAUUGGGGAGGCAGCGAGGCUAGAGAGAAGGAGAGAAGGCCAAGGGGAGGAGGAGCAGGGGCGUGAGGUGAGAGAGGGUGAAGGGGAGGAGGAGCAAACGGUGGAGCAGAGAGAGGGGGAAGAAGCAGGCGAGGAAGGCAGUGGGGACGAGGGGCGACGAGAGGAAGGGACUAGUGUUGAGGCGGUGGGAGUGGAGCGGGUGGGAGGGGAGGUGGUGUGGCAGCGGCUCAUGGCUCACCGGGUGCGCCAAGCAGCCUGCAAGGCCCACGUGCUCUCCACGUUCGUCCCCUCGUGGUCCAGUCGCCAUCGCAUGCCUCAACCCCCACUCCUUCCGUCCGUCUAUCCACCCUCCUCGUUCUCCCCCUCCUCUUCCUCCUUUUCCUCCAAGUCUUCCUCCUCUCCUCGGCUCUACCCCCCUUACCGCAGCGCCUCCUGGCCCCUCACCUCCUCCUCUCGCCCCUCCCGCUCCUCACGCUCCUCCUCCUCCUCCUCCUCCUCCUCCUCCUCCUCCUCCUCCUCCUCCUCCUCCUCCUCCUCCUCCCCUUGGCUCUACCCCCCCUAUCGCAGUGCCUCCUCCUCCACCUCCUCCCCUCCCUCUCACUCCUCUCACUCCUCGCGCUUCUCUCGCCCCUCCUCUUCUCCCCGGUGCCUGUCUUCUCCACCAACCCCCUCACAGGCCUCGUUCAACCAAGCAUGCGUCCGCUCAUCAGAGCCCACCCCCACCCCCACCACGUCAACCCACUCUUCCACUCCACCCACUGCCAACACCCGUCUCUCACCCGCUUCCUCGCCGCUCUCCUGCCUGCCCUGUCACUCCUCGCACGAGCCUAGCACUUCAAGGGCCGGCCUUCCUACUGGCGGCUCUCUUCGCCCCGCCCUGCGCACGACCCCGCGCUAUCAGCAAGGCAGGGCAGGGCAGCCUCUGGCCGUGCCUCGCAACGUGUCAUGGGCAGACGCACAGGGGAAGGCUCUAGUGGAGGACUUUCAGUUGUGCGCGCGCACAUAG
This is a messenger RNA of Closterium sp. Naga37s-1, 2361 nucleotides long. The record is from the annotation of a GenBank genome assembly. NCBI's taxonomy places the organism in Eukaryota, Viridiplantae, Streptophyta, Zygnematophyceae, Desmidiales, Closteriaceae.